AAUGAAAGGUUUGAGAAUAGGAGCAAGAGUUUUCAGUCUCAUAUCAUCUCCAUAAUAAGUAUUUUUCAGAUAAGGUUUACAUUAAACUCCAAUUUAUUUAUUUUCUGAAAAGACCAAGAAGCAAGAUACACCAAAGAAUGAUUAAAAAUAAGAGAAAGCCUAAUAAAAAGAAUAAAAAGUUGAAUAAGAAAAAAAAGAAGCUUCUACAAAAUAAGAAGAAAAAGUUGAAUCCCUUGAUGAAUCUCAUGAAGAUAAAUUACAUAGAGUAGAAUCAUUUUAUUCAAAAUAAAUUGAAAAAUUAGAGACUCAAAUAAAAGAUCAUAAAGAAAAAAUUCAUGAUCAAAUUAAAUUGAUUAAUUAAUUAGAAGCAUCCAAUAAGGAUCACAACUCAAAAAUUAAAGAAUUAAGAGAUGCUUUAAAAGCUGAAUUAGAAGAAUAAGAAUUGUAAUAAAAAAGAAUUUCUAAGUAUAUAUUAUAUAUAUAAUAAAUAGAGAGAAAGAAUAAUUAAAAGUAUUUGCUAUUUCAAAUUUUGCUAAAGAAUUAUUAGAAGUAUAAGAUAACUUAGAGAGAGCUAUUGCAAGUACUACUGAUAAGCCAGAAGAGAAUCCAUUAUUAGAAGGUAAUUAUAUAAUCAAUUAAAUUUAGGUGUUGUUAUGACACAUUCAAUUUUAGAGAAAGUGUAUAAGAAGUUUGGAGUUCAAAAGAUGAAUGUGACUGGAUAGAAGUUUGAUCCAAAUUUUCAUGAAUCCUUAUUCUAAGUAGAAGAUCCUGAAAAAGAACCAGGAACAAUAUGUUAUGUAGCAUAAGAAGGAUAUGUUAUUGGAGAGAGAGUUUUGAGACCAGCAAAAGUUGGUGUUGUUAAAUAAUAAUCAUGAU
Molecule: messenger RNA, 876 nt
Organism: Paramecium pentaurelia
Lineage: Eukaryota; Ciliophora; Oligohymenophorea; Peniculida; Parameciidae
Source: the annotation of a GenBank genome assembly